GCUUAUUUAUAUACACACAACAAAGGCACCGUUCUAUGAAUGAUUUCACAUUGAGACAAUUUGUAUGGUGAGACUUGAGAGUAGUAGCCAUGGCCAAAAAUGCUAAUGACUUAAUGGACUACUUCUUGGAGAAUGGCCAUGAAAGUAAUGUUGAGGGUAAUUCAAACACAAGUGGUGGUGAUGAUCAUGAUCAUGAUCAUGAUGAUGAUGUUCAUGGUUAUGAUGAUGAUAAAGGUGGAGAUGAUUUUAGUGAACAAAAGUUGGAUUCCUCAUCGUCCUCUUCUCUAUUCUUCUCCCAACAAUGGCCACAGAGUUUCAGGGAAACAAUGGACUCAUUCACAAUUGCUGCACCACCAAACUUGGGCCUUUUGAGGCGUGGAUUGAGCUCCUCAGUUUCACCUUAUGAUAAAAAUAAAAGUUUUUUCAUCUCUGAUGAAAAGACACAAUUUCUCUCAGGAGCUUCUAUUCAUGAAAAACUCCCGGGGGAGCUUCCUCUUAGCCAUGGAUGUAGCUUCAUACAAACGGUAAUAAAUGGGCUCAAUGUGAUCGCUGGAGUUGGGCUUCUUUCUACCCCUUUCACUGUAAAAGAAGCUGGAUGGGCUAGCCUUGUGGUUUUGGUUUUUUUUGCUGUUACUUGUUGCUAUACAGCGUCUCUUAUGAAGCAUUGUUUUGAGAGCAGAGACGGCAUGGCAACUUAUCCUGACAUGGGUGAGGCCGCGUUCGGAAGAUAUGGGCGCAUUAUCACAUCUAUACUUUUGUUUACAGAAUUAUAUUCAUACUGUGUAGAGUUUCUCAUAUUGGAGGGAGAUAAUCUCACAACUUUAUUUCCUGGAGCUUGCUUCAACUGGAAUCGUCUGCAUCUGGAUUCUACACAUUUAUUUGGACUUCUAACUGCUCUGAUAGUUCUACCAACCCUCUUUUUGAGGGAUGUUCGGUUUAUAUCAUAUCUUUCAGCCUGUGGUGUUGUUGCAACUAUAGCCAUUGUAGUUUCUGUAGCAUUACUCAGUGCUGUAGAUGGAAUUGGAACGCCCCAAACAGGUCAAUUGGUGAAUUGGAAUGGCAUCCCAUUUGCUAUUGGUGUGUAUGGUUUUUGUUAUUCCGGACACUCGGUCUUCCCCAAUAUCUACCAAUCAAUGGCAAACAAAAAAGAAUUCACUAAGGCAAUGAUCAUAUGCUUUAUUUUGUGUGUUGCACUAUAUGGGAGUGUGGCCGUAAUGGGAUAUCUGUUGUACGGUCAGAGCACGCUGUCUCAGAUCACUCUGAAUAUGUCGCCUGAUUCUAUUCCUUCAAAGAUUGCUGUGUGGACAACGGUUAUCAACCCUUUCACAAAAUAUGCACUUAUGAUGAAUCCAUUGGCUAGGGCCUUGGAGGAGUUUCUGCCCGAGAGAAUCUCAAGAAGCUUCCUGUGUUUUAUUAUGCUUAGGACACUACUUCUCCUUUCAACUGUUUGUGUUGGAUUUCUUCUUCCUUUCUUUGGCCUUGUGAUGGCUUUAAUCGGCUCUCUUCUCAGUAUAUUAUUGGCGGUUAUAGUUCCGAGCGUAUGUUUUCUGAAGAUCAUGGGUAAGAAAGUUACAAAGACACAGGUAAUCAAGACAACUUCAACUUUGCUUGAGGAUGACUGCACAUAAAUAUUUUUCUGUUGCUAGUCUACAACAUCAUCCAACGUAUUUUUACUGUACUGUAUAAGAUCACAUCACAGCGCCCUGUCCCAUCACCACCCCACAAAUCUGGCGACUCCACCACUGCCCGGCUUCCCCUAGCCCUAAGCAUCAGCACCCCAGCACCCCUCCCCUGCACCGCCCCUGUCCUGUCCCAGCUUCACUCUGAGGUCAGUUCUCCCAAAACCCUACCCAUACCACAACCGCACCUCCACAGAAGCGUUGUCACACUCUGCCAGGAGCGGCGGCGGCAGAUCCCAGUCGCCGUCCACCAAAUCCAUCGAGGACGGCGGAUCGAGCACCGAUGAAGCUCCAUCGCAGAAGACAGAACCUGCGGAGGCAUGGUCACAGAGGAUGAAGCGCAGAUCUCGACCGCGAAUCAAUUUCAGUCGCAGCGAUGGCGUGGAGAAAAUGAACAAUGCGGUUGCAGGUAAGGCAAGCAGCGGCGAAGAAAUAAGAGAAGAAGAAGAGUCGCGGAUGCUACGACGUGACCGGGAGGAGGAUCUGUGACCUCGCAGAGACAUAAUUCUUUUUUAAAUUAAAUGAUCGUUUUUUUGUCCUUUCAUAAAUUGUCAUAUUUUUGUAUCAAAAUCAUGUUUUUGCAUAGACCAGACUUUAUGAGAUUAAAC
Cuscuta europaea is the source of this 2287-nucleotide messenger RNA. The record is from the annotation of a GenBank genome assembly. Lineage: Eukaryota; Viridiplantae; Streptophyta; Magnoliopsida; Solanales; Convolvulaceae.